This is a messenger RNA of Cordyceps fumosorosea ARSEF 2679, 1617 nucleotides long. Its product is annotated as MBOAT family protein. Gene Ontology annotation, cellular component: endoplasmic reticulum; membrane. Gene Ontology annotation, molecular function: 1-acylglycerophosphocholine O-acyltransferase activity; 1-acylglycerol-3-phosphate O-acyltransferase activity. Gene Ontology annotation, biological process: glycerophospholipid biosynthetic process; lipid modification. NCBI's taxonomy places the organism in Eukaryota, Fungi, Ascomycota, Sordariomycetes, Hypocreales, Cordycipitaceae. The coding region runs from base 1 to 1617 and encodes 538 amino acids. The record is from RefSeq and is a predicted model, not a curated record. The transcript is spliced from 5 exons.
AUGAUCACUCUACUCAACAAGCCAUUUGAGGCUCUCUCGGGCACAGUCGGAUCUUCCCCCGAUGAGCUCAAAAUCAUUUUCUCAUUUUUGAUCUCAUACCCGCUCGCCGGCCUUUUGAAGCGCAUCCCUGACGCGAAGCCGGCCUACAAAAACCUCUUCAUCAUUAGCACAUCAUUGUUCUACCUCGUCGGACUUUUUGACCUAUGGAUCGGCCUCCGCACCAUUGCCAUCAGCUCUAUCGGUACCUACUGCAUCACAAAGUAUCUACAAAAAAGCCCAUACAUGCCAUGGCUCGGGUUUCUCUUUCUGAUGGCGCACAUGUCCAUCAGCCAUAUCCAGCGUCAAAUUCAGAAUGAUCCAUCCGUUGUUGAUAUCACUGGCGCGCAGAUGGUACUCCUCAUGAAACUGAGCGCCUUUUGCUGGAACAUUGCCGACGGCCAAAUCCCAGAGGACCAGCUCUCCAACUUUCAAAAAGAACGCUCUCUGAAACAGCUCCCCAGCCUCUUGGACUACACUGCCUACGUUAUGUUCUUCCCCUCCCUUCUCGCCGGCCCUGCCUUUGACUACGUCGAUUAUCAGCGAUGGAUCGACACGACCAUGUUCGAUGUCCCGGCGGGCGUCGACCCGUCCAAGAAGCCCCCUUCGCGAAAGAAGCGAAGAAUUCCUCGUAGUGGAACCCCGGCUCUGCUAAAGGUCCUCACCGGCCUCGGCUGGAUUGGUCUGUUCGUCACUUUGGCCGGCUCUUUCAACCACGAAGUCUUGACCUCGGAUUCCUAUACCCAGAAAAGCUUCUUCAACCGUGUCUUCAUCAUGUACGCAACUGGUAUUGUCGCUCGCUUCAAGUACUACGGAGUCUGGACUUUGACCGAGGGAUCUUGCAUUCUCGCUGGUCUCGGCUACAACGGCAUUGACCCUGUUACCGGCAAGGUGUCGUGGAAUCGGCUACAGAAUAUCGACCCUAUCGCCGUGGAAACGGCACAAAACCCGCGAGCGUAUCUUGGUGGAUGGAACAUGAAUACGAACCACUGGCUGCGCAAUUACGUCUAUCUUCGAGUCACACCGCGGGGCAAAAAGCCUGGCUUCCGAGCCAGCAUGAUUACUUUUGCUACCAGCGCACUGUGGCACGGCUUCUAUCCCGGUUACUACCUCAGUUUCAUCCUCGCUAGUUUAAUUCAGACUUCAGCAAAGAACUUCCGACGCCAUGUUCGGCCGUUCUUCUUGGAUGCAAACACGGGAGCGCCGACCAAGAACAAGAAGUAUUACGACUUUGCCAGCUUCCUCGUCACGCAGGUGACCUUUUCAUUUGCUACCAUGCCAUUCUUGGUCCUCAGCUUCCAAGGUUCUCUGCUGGCAUGGUCUCGCGUCUACUUCUAUGCUCUCGUCUGGACUGUUGCCUCGCUUGCUUUCUUCGCUUCCCCCGGAAAGGCUCUGCUGAAGAAGCAGCUCGAAAAACGACAAGGAAAGGCACAUGCCAAACUUGUUAGGUCACUCAGUACCGACAGUCUCACAGGCAGUCACCCAAUACUUGGCAUUUCCAAGGAUCCCCAGAGAGAUAUCACUGAAGCGAUGGAAGAGAUCCGCACCGAGGUAGAGGCGCUUCAGAAGAAGUCCUCAUAA